Messenger RNA from Boleophthalmus pectinirostris (great blue-spotted mudskipper), 1171 nucleotides. RefSeq lists its product as uncharacterized. The record is from RefSeq and is a predicted model, not a curated record. The coding region runs from base 173 to 1159 and encodes 328 amino acids. NCBI's taxonomy places the organism in Eukaryota, Metazoa, Chordata, Actinopteri, Gobiiformes, Gobiidae. The transcript is spliced from 6 exons.
AGUGUUUGUGGUGUUUGUGGUGUUUGUGGUGUUUGUGGUGUUUGUGGUGGAGCUGCUGUGGCUGUUCCAGUCUGAGUCUGAAGUCUUUGGAGGAGGUGGAGACGACUGGAGCAGCUCCAGGUCCGACGCUCCAGGUCCGACGCUCCAGGUCCGACGCUCCAGCUCCUACGACAUGGACCCACCUGGACCUGGACCCGGGUCUAAACCCAGACCUGAACCUGAACCCAGACCUGAACCUGAACCCAGACCUGAACCUGAACCUGAACCUGAACCUGAACCUGCUCCCAGCUCUGUGUCUCUGAAAAGUGACCGCUCCAAAGGAACUCCUCCUUCAUUUAGAGAAGCUCCUCCUGAAGACCAGAGGGAGCCAGGCCCAAAGGAGCAGCUGGACGCCAUAUUCAGGCGUCUGGAGGAGGACGUCCUGACUUUUGUCAAAGAGCAGCUGCAGAGGCUCCGCGGGCUCCUGGACUCAGAUUACCCAGGAUGCUCCAGGAGUGAGGAGGAGGAGCAGAGCAGCACAGAGGUUCUGAACAUCACCCUGGACUUUCUGAGGAGGAUGGACCAGGAGCAGCUGGCCCAGCGCCUGCAGAACAGAAACACUGUUGGAGUUUGUGGAGAUGAACUGAGGAAGCGUCUGCAGCAGAGGUUCAGUCGUGUGUUUGAGGGCGUGGCUAAAGCAGGAGACUCCGCCCCCCUGACCCAGAUCUACACAGAGCUCCACAUCACAGAGGGCGGAGCCUCAGAGGUCAACCAAGAACAUGAGGUCAGACUCCUGGAGACGGCGUCCAGGAGAUCGGCCGCUCCAGAGACCAUCACAUGUGAAGAGCUCUUUAAACCCCGCCCACAUUCACCACAGCCAAUCAAAUUAGUGCUGACGAAGGGCGUGGCCGGCGUGGGGAAAACAGUGCUGACUCAGAAGUUCAGUCUGGACUGGGCUGAAGGCCGGGCCCACCAGGACCUCCAGCUGCUGUUCCCCUUCACUUUCAGAGAUCUGAACGUGCUCAGAGACACACAGUUCAGCCUGGUGGAGCUGCUGCACCACUUCUUCAGUCCAUCCAAAGAUCUCUGCAGCUUCCAACAGACCUCCAGGUGCUCUUCAUCUUUGACGGUCUGGACGAGUGCAGACUUCCUCUGGACUUCGGCCGAACCCGGGUCCUGAGCGACCCCACAG